AUGUUGAAAACACAUUCUCAUUACUCUGACAAACAUAUAAAUGACGUCAAUUUUACAUUGUAUACUGCACGUGGUUUCUACGACAUGAAAAUAUGGCUUCAUGUACGACACAGACAUCAACGUUAUUGUAUUAGUCAUUUUACAGCGCAUCGACAGGAGUUAGUUGGACGAAUGGGAGAAAUUGGACAAAUACAUGAUGAAUUACUGUAUAAUCUUGAACAAGAAAAUUUAAUGUCUGAAUUAACUUCAUGUAUCGAAGAUUGGAAACACGAAUCAAACAAACAGAUUGAAAGCACAGCUAAACAAGCUCUACAAGAUUUACAAACUUGGUUUAAUCAGAUGAAAUAUCAUUUUAAGAAAGAUCUGAAGGAGUUGAGUGAAAGUUUGAAAUCGAGACAAGAAUCAAAUAAUUAUGCCGAGAAAGAACUUGACGAAUGGAUGCGAAAAUUAUUGCAAAUGCGACAGAUGAUCAAGAAACCACCAUUAAUCGAUAUUGUGGAAGAUAAAACCUGUAAAUCCAUUCAUAUGAUCAAAGUAGUUGACCGAUCCAUACCUGAAACUGCAACAUCUGCCCAUCACAUCAAGCUGAUGACAAUGACCGAAGUUCAAGAAUUAGCCAAACAGCCAGGCAGAUGUGUUAUAGUUAUCAACAAUAAAGUUUAUGAUGUAACCAAAUUUGUUGAUGAGCAUCCAGGCGGCGAAGAAAUACUGGAAGAACACAACGGGCGAGAUGCUACGUGUGCCUUCGAAGAUGUUGGCCAUUCUUCUGAUGCAAGAGAGCAAAUGGGAGCGUAUCUAAUUGGUCAACUUCAUAAACGUGUUUUACCUUGA
Adineta ricciae is the source of this 831-nucleotide messenger RNA. Lineage: Eukaryota; Metazoa; Rotifera; Eurotatoria; Adinetida; Adinetidae. The record is from the annotation of a GenBank genome assembly.